UUGCAGCAGCUCCUGAAGGCAGCAUUGGAAUUUCCUCAGAGCAGACAGGUGAAGGAGCAGUGUUGCGUACCUGUCGCACCUGAGCUCUCUCUCUCUCUCUCACACACACAAACACACACACACACACACACACACACUACAUGCACUGAAAAAUGGAGGGAGAAGAAAGCAGGAAAACCAGACGGAAUUGCAGAGGACACUUUUCCACAGUUCUCCUCCUCAUUUUAAUCCACGCAGACGGAAUCAUCAGCUCAGAUCUGUUCCGUGAACAAACGUCAAACCUGAAGAAUUUCCAGAUUGUCAUACCUCAGCUUGUGCACAAACGAUGGCAGAGAUAUGAUAAGAGCACGCAACCACACAAACAGAGAGCAGAUUCGGAGAGUCUGACCUACUCGAUUGAGAUAGAUAACACUGUUCACCUCUUACAUCUAACCAAAAACAAAGACUUUUUAUCUCCUGAUUUCACGGUGGUCUCUCACGACGUGCAUCGUAACUCAGUGAAAAGCCACAAAGAGAAACCUGUGUUGUGUCAUUACUAUGGCCGAGUCUCGGGUUAUGAGGAAUCUCUGGUGGCUUUGAGCACCUGUGAUGGACUCAGGGGCGUCAUUUUCUUGGGGAACAAGAGUUACGCCCUGGAACCUGCUGUACACUCCUCAAACAACGAGCACAUCCUAUUCCCCCUGGAGAGCAGUCAGUCGGAGCCGUUCGUGUGCGGAGUGGACAGCGAGCAUGAUCGUGACCAUGACAGCUCCCGUGACCAUGCCACGUCUAUGGGCAUGUUUUUACGGAAAAAACGCAACCUUCCUCAGACCAGAUACGUGGAGCUAGUGUUAGUCGUGGACAAUCUGAGGUUUAAAUUGAAGAAGAGCAACCGUGUGGCCGUGAAGGACGAAGUGGUGCAGCUGGCCAAUUUGCUGGACACGUACUUCAAGCAGCUGAAUAUUAACAUCGUCCUGGUGAGGCUGGAGAUUUUCGAGAAAGGCAACCCGUUUAACGUUGAAGGAAACGCCAGAGAUGUUUUAAAACGUUUUGUUGACUGGAGGAAAAAGAAUCUGAUGUCACGUGUCCGGAACGACAUGAGCCAGCUUAUCCUGGGUCGUACAGGAGCAUACAACGGAGGGAUCCUUGGCAUGGCCUAUGUGGGCACUGUUUGCUCAGCAGGCAACGGAGGUGGAAUUAGUGUGUUCAGUGACGAUAACUUCCAGUUUUAUUCCACGGUCCUGGCUCACGAGAUGGGACACAACCUGGGGAUGAACCACGACACCUCGUCCUGCCAAUGUGGAGCAAGCAGAUGCAUCAUGAGCGCCGGCGCCAGUGAAACAAGGUUGUUUAGCUCGUGCAGCGGUACAGAUUUUGAGAACCUGGUCCUGCGUGGAGGAGGUGUAUGUCUGCUGAAUCAGCCGUUUCCGAACAGCACCAUCUCCGUACCUAAGUGCGGUAACCAGAUCCUGGAGGGAGACGAGGAGUGCGACUGCGGACCCCCAGAGACCUGCAGUAAUAAAUGCUGUGAUGCAGCAACAUGCACUUUCACAAAGGGUUCAGUCUGUGCUGCUGGAGCCUGCUGCAAAGACUGUCAGCUGCUGGUGUCUGGAACGCCCUGCAGAGAGUCAGUGAACCAGUGCGACCUGCCCGAGUACUGCACCGGCCAGUCCAGUUUCUGCCCUCCAAACUCAUACCUAAUGGACGGUCUGACCUGCGAGGGCGGCACCGCAUACUGCUAUGAGGGCCGGUGCCAGACGCUGGACUACCAGUGCAAGCAGCUCUUCGGCCAAAGUGCAGUAAAAUCCAAUGAUAAAUGCUUCAGCCACGUGAACACACAAGGCACCAAGUUCGGAAACUGCGGCUACUCCGGGUCCAAAAUAACCGCGUGUUCUGUGGCGAACUCCAUGUGUGGGAAGAUCCAGUGCACAAAUUUCGAGUCGAAUUACCCCCUUCCUGGAGCAGUCAUCAGCGUUGAGAACAUAGAAUCAGGGAUCUCGUGUAGUAACGUCGACUUCAACCUGGGACCAGACGUUCUGGACCCGGGGUACGUCAAAACAGGGACCGUCUGUGCUGCAGGGAAAGUCUGCAUGAACUUCCAGUGCGUGAAUUCAUCAGUGAUGACACAGGGGCAGAAGUGUAAAGCUUCAAGAGACUGCAACGGCAACGGGGUGUGUAACGAUAAGGGACACUGUCACUGUAACUACAACUGGGCUCCCCCUUACUGCGACAAACGGGGCAUGGGAGGCAGUGUAGAUAGCGGACCUGCUCAAAUAGAUUACUCGCUGAGGAACGGCCUGCUCAUCUUCUUUCUGCUGGUGCUGCCCAUUCUGCUGGUGUCUGGUCUUCUUAACUUUUUCAGACGGGACUUGCCAAAACGGUGCUUCAGGGCACGACGGUCCAGAUGCCAGAGGACUAAUGAAGCCAACACUCAGAGGAACAACCAGCCAAAUGGAAUCGUACCAGCACAUCCUCCUCCACCCAUACAAUAUCCACAGAAUCUUUUUGCCAUUACCAUUGAAGCUCAGGCAAGCUCUAACAAUCAGGGUGUUGUGCAGCCUACAGUUUGGACUACUCAGCUUCCCAGAAACUGACCGGAGUUCCUCGACCCAUUCCACCCAGGAACAUCGUGACCUGAGCGAACUAAAACUAAAACUCUCCUAGUGAAGGAGCAUCAGACUUGUCUCUAGUGUUAUGUAACGUAUUGUAAUUCUGCCAGUGAUGAUUCUAUACAUGGACUAGAAUGUUGUUUGUUACAUACCCCAUUACAUUUUUUAUAAUAUAAAAUGCAUAUAGUUAAUAUAUCUAAUAUAGUUAAUAUAGCUAAUAAAUCCUUUUAAAUUUCUAGAUAUUUUUAUGAUCAGCUACAAAUAAUU
Molecule: messenger RNA, 2855 nt
Organism: Hemibagrus wyckioides
Lineage: Eukaryota; Metazoa; Chordata; Actinopteri; Siluriformes; Bagridae
Product: disintegrin and metalloproteinase domain-containing protein 9-like
Exons: 22
Coding region: 153-2573 (806 amino acids)
Biological process (GO): proteolysis
Cellular component (GO): plasma membrane
Molecular function (GO): metalloendopeptidase activity
Source: RefSeq, a predicted model, not a curated record